Ricinus communis (castor bean) is the source of this 1404-nucleotide messenger RNA. RefSeq lists its product as uncharacterized. NCBI's taxonomy places the organism in Eukaryota, Viridiplantae, Streptophyta, Magnoliopsida, Malpighiales, Euphorbiaceae. The transcript is spliced from 5 exons. The record is from RefSeq and is a predicted model, not a curated record. Bases 273 to 1160 code for a protein of 295 amino acids.
AAAUGACCUAUAGCGGGGUACAGAAAAAAACUGACUUUCCCUCCUCAUGUAGCGCCAGUUUCAACUAAUAUGCUUGGAAUCUUCUCUUCUUCACAUUGUCCUUAUAAAAGGGCUAGGAGCCACCGAUCAACUAAACCUCCCCUUAGAAAAGUUAAAUUCUUUUCUUUUUGAGGAUACAAAAAAAACUAUCAAUCAGCUCCAUAAGCAAAAGAAAAGGCAAAAUCAAAACCACAGGCUUAUAACCAGCUGAACCCAGAAAAAAAAAAACAACAAUGACCACCACAAGAAUGUUGCCCUCUUAUAGGCCUAUGCAUCAUGUUCAUCCUCCUGGGUUAGCUUCUUCAUCUGUUUCCACGGUGAAAUGCAUUGGCAAGACCUCAGGUUUGGGCGGAGAGAAGAUGGUUUCAUCAGGAGAUUGUGACAAAAAGAAACCAAAGAUAGCCGUUAAAGCAUCCGUGGCCACUACAAAGAGCUUGAUCACUGCAGAGCAAGUGGUUGAUCGGGGAUUAAUUGAUCUUGCUUCUUUGCUUGCAAUUGUUGGCAAUGCUUUGGUUAAGGUAUUGAGACCUGCUGUGAAACGAAGGCAGUGGAAAUUACAGGCUCAGAUGCUACUUGAAAAGGCUGUACUGGAUUGCCGAUUCUUUACUUUAUUAGCCGUAGGGGGAUCCUUGCUUAGUUCGGUGCUGUGUUUUGUGGAGGGCUGUUUUCUCAUUCUGGAGUCAUAUUUUCACUAUUUCAGUUCGCUAUCUCACAGUUCAGAUCAAGGACACAUAGUGCAGCUACUUAUAGAAGCCAUAGACAUGUACUUGGUAGGAACAGCCAUGCUUAUUUUUGGGGUUGGGCUGUAUGCCAUCUUUGUGGGAUCAAAGGGUUCAAAAGGAAAUGGACAAUGGCUGCCAGAAUCGAACUUAUUUGGGCUCUUCUAUCUGAAGACUCUUCCAACAUGGGUGCAAGUAGAGUCAGUUUCCCAAGCCAAAUCAAGAAUCGGGCAUGCUGUUAUGAUGAUACUUCAAGUGGGAUUGUUGGAGAAAUUCAAGAAUAUACCUGUUGUUACUAGUUUGGAUCUUGCCUGUUUUGCUGGAGCAAUCAUGUUUUCCUCAGCUUGUAUAUUCCUUCUCUUGAAACUUUCUGUUGGUGGCAUUGCAGGGGAUAGCAGGUAGCUAAUAAUGAACGCUUUAUAUACUGUGGCACACAAAUAACUUCCAAGAAGGAAUCAGAAAUUCUUUUGUUGGUCAAACAUAUUUUUUUGUAUAUUCUGCUGUGUUUAUAUAAUAGAAUUUAACCAAAUCAAGAACAAUUGGCUACGUAUUCUUAGCCUGGAUGUUUUGAUUGGAACUUUACUAUUUAGGUAGAGAUCCGAGAAUAUGUAAUACAGCAAAUGUAGACAAGUUGUUAUUCUUUUUA